Molecule: messenger RNA, 2444 nt
Organism: Branchiostoma floridae (Florida lancelet)
Lineage: Eukaryota; Metazoa; Chordata; Leptocardii; Amphioxiformes; Branchiostomatidae
Exons: 18
Coding region: 259-1965 (568 amino acids)
Cellular component (GO): plasma membrane
Source: RefSeq, a predicted model, not a curated record
GGUUAAAGGUUAAAGUUCACCACUUAACGUGUGGGUGGGUGGGACAGUUCGGCCUGGGUUUGCAUUUAUAAUUUGGACUAAUGGCUUGAAAUUCCACACAGGUAGAAAAUAGGAAGCAUAAAGUACAUGCAGUGGACACUGGCACUCUGUCCUGAACACUGGCACUGACGUGCAGUUCUGUUCAGCUCCAACCUGUCUAAAGUCUUCCACGAUCAGCCGAAAGUAGAACUCCGGGACUCCCCGACCUUCUAGGAGACAAUGGCUCUUUGGUCAGCCAUCACAAGCCUGUUUUCUAAAACAGAUGACAGCACCACAAACUGGAUAAGGAAUAGAAACAUCGUCUAUGGCGACAGGACAAGGAACCUGUUGACUGUGUUUGAGAAGUAUGACAGUGGAACAGGCAGGCUAGAUGCUGGAAAUAUUGCUGCUGCUUUCAAUGAAGUCCACUUGUAUCCAUCCAAAGCCCAAGUGCGUGACAUGAUCCUGUGUGCGUCUGAGUGCUCUAACCGUGAACCAAGGGACCACAUCCUGUUUGGAGAGUUUUGCAUCUUUGUCACUGAGCUGAGGGAAAAAUAUGAAAGAGAAAGCCUGUCACCGCCACUCACCACGGACCAAAUGAAAAACAAGCACAGAUUCUUGAAGAGACAAACAUCAAGUGUCAUGUCAAGAUUUGAAGUGUUCCUGGGAGGCUCCUGUGUCCCCUCCACAUGGAGACAGGAUAUUGCUAUCCCACUGCUCAAACAGUAUGGACUCACAUACUUUGAUCCAGUGCAUGAAAUCUGGGGACCAGAGCUGGUUGAAGUUCUCACUGUGUUUAUCCAGGGUGCAGACCUGUUAUUGUUUGUGUUUGAUGAUGUGACCAGAGGUAUAGCAGCCAUGGUGGAAGUGGCAUAUCUUGUGGGACAAGGUCGGCCUGUGAUCCUGGUGGUGAUGGGACUACCUCUGCCUGGAGUAAUCAUCAAUGGACAGACACUACAUGACAGUGAAGUUGAGGAUUUAGAGCGUGGCCAUGCUGUGCUGUUUGACCUGGUGGAGAGGCAGGGGAUCCCGGUGUUCGAUGACAUACCAACUGCUGUGCACUGUGCAGCCAAGGUGCUGCGUAUGGGCAUCAGUGUGCAGGACCUUAGUAAAAGAGAUGGAGCGCAGUGUGUGAAAAAUGCACACAUCUCUGUUGGGGAAUCUUUAAUAUUGAUUAAAGAGGCAUUUGAUGGAGUCAACACAAAGAAGACUGGAAAUAUUGACAUGAAUGACGUAUGUCUCACAUACAAAGCACUAACUGGAAAGGACCUGACUGUUGCAGAAGUAAAAGACAUCUGCAAUGUUAGUUCCUCCAGAAAGGAGGAGCUGACUUUUAAUUUUCAAGAACUUUGCUGCAUAGUUGAUGAGUUCAAAUCUAAGACACAUUACAGCAUGGGGGAUUUCUUCUCCUUCAUUUUCAAUGGGCUAUAUACACUUUUUGGCUGGAUGCAGUAUAGAAAAGCAGAGCAGGUUAUCAUGGAAGACUUGACGAUAAGGCGGGACGUCUUCUUGGGCGGCAGUUGUGCAAACACAACAUGGAGGGAGCAGAUUGCCAUUCCAUUGUUAAGGAAACAUGGCAUAACGUAUUUCAACCCACAUCUUCCGGUGUGGAAUUUACGUUAUCUGCCUCUUGAGAACGAAGCCAAGGCCAACUGUACAGUUUUCCUGGCUGUCAUCACAGGAGAGACAAGAGGUCUAGCUUCUAUGAUAGAGAUUGCAUUCUUUAUUGGUCAGGAUCGAGACCUUGUUCUUUCUCUGGAGGACAUACAGGAUGGAACUGUGAUCAAUGGCCACAAGGUGACCAAUCAGGAGCUACAGGACUACUCUCGUGGGCGUGUCUACCUGGCAGACGCCGCAAACUGUCAUGGGAUUCCUGUGUUCACGGAAAUCACUGAGGCUGUGGAAUGUGCAAUCAAGAAAGUUCACAAGCUUUCUGUUGACAGCUAGCUGCUCAAAUAUGGGACCGGUCCCAACACUUAUGGAUUUAAAGUCACCAUGUCCUAGACACCCUGAUCUGAUGUAUUUGCAAGAAGCAACGAAAUAGCCAUUAAUCAUGAUCAUAUCUGACCAUUGAUAUGGUGAGGUAUUGACCAUGAGUAUCUGCUUGUGUCUGUAUAAUGCCAUCUAACACAAUGCCGUAUGUUCUUGAUUAAAGUACGCUUCCAAAUGAUAUGCACCUCUAAUUCGGCAGAGGUCACAGACAACAUUGAAGGACUGAAAUAAGUAAUGGAAAAACUCAAAUAAAGUAUGUGCACCUUCUCUACCAAUCUUGAACAUAUUUUGAACAGCAUUAAUUCAAAUUUAUGGUGUUUUAUUCUCUUUCUACAGCAAAAAUCAAGGACAAUGUCAUCUUGCUUAAAUUUGUAAAAAAAAAUUGCUGCAUGCUGGCAUUGUCUCUACAAACGUGUCUACCACAAAUUACAAAU